GGGGGCUUCGUGAAGAGUCAACGUGGUUCAGUGUCACCGUCUGAAAACGAAUGCCGCCGGGUCGUGUCGGGUGGUAGUAGUAGUGAUCAUAUUAAUGAUGUUUGGUCCUGCAAAGGCCAGUUGAAGGCUGACACGGACGCUUAACGACACGUUUACAGAGUGGCGUUACACGGCUGCAGUAAGGUGACGGAAUGAGCGAUCAGCUGCCAAGCACAUCCACAGCAGAGUAAAGAUGCUUGGGGCCACCUACGCUGCCUUCGUUCUUCUGUGCGCCGCCUCCUUGGCCCUGGCAUGGCUGGCAUCCCGAGCCCGGCUGGGAACAGAUGCCGUGCGAAACCCAACGUACAGGAGCUUCCAACUGCACUUCUAUGCCCCUUACUUUCUGGCUCUCGCCGCCGACUGGCUGCAAGGGCCCUACCUGUACAAGCUCUACAGCCACUAUGGCUUCCUGGAGCCGCAGAUCGCCGUGCUGUACGUGUGCGGCUUCGCGGCGGGCCUGCUGCUGGCGCCGUUUGUCGGCACGCUCGCCGAGCGAUUGGGCGGCCGGCGCACGUCGUGCGUCCUCUUCUCGCUGCUCUGCGCCGCCAGCUGCCUCCUGAAGCUGUCGCGCGGCUACUUUGUACUGCUCGUGGCCCGAAUCCUGGGUGGGAUCUCCACCGCCCUCCUCUUCACAGCCCAUGAGACCUGGUAUCAGCACGAGCACAGGCAGAUUCACGACUUCCCAGCAGAGUGGGUGGAUGGAACUCUGGCCGAGGUGGCCCUGUGGAACGGGGCCAUUGCGGCCGUGGCGGGCGUCGUAGCCAACUUGGCCGCGGAGACGCUGGACUUUGGGCCGGUGGCCCCGUUCGUGCUUGCUGUCCCCUUCCUGGCUGUCUCGGGGGCGCUGAUCAUCUGGCGCUGGGAUGAAAAUCGCAGCACGACCAAGGUUGGGCUGAAGAGGAGCUGCAUUGAGGGACUGCAAUGCCUGCUGUCCGACCGCAAAGUGCUGCUGCUUGCGGCUAUACAGGCCCUGUUCGAGAGUACCGUCUAUAUGUUCGUGUUCCUGUGGACUCCCGUGCUGGACCCUUGGAACGCGCCCCUCGGCAUAGCCUUCUCCUCCUUCAUGCUGGCCAGCCUCGCCGGCUCGUCGCUCUACCGCCUCGCCACAUCGCCCUCUCGCCCGCUCGUGCAGCCCACGCACGCGCUGCUGCUCUCCGUGGCACUUGCGCUCGGCGCAUUCGUGCAGCUGGUGUGGAGCACGGCUCCCCCCAACGCUAGUCCCUACCGCUCCUUACUGGCUUUCCUGGCUUUCGAGUUCGCGGUCGGCGUCUACUUCCCAGCCGUUGCUUUCCUGCGUAGCAAGGUCAUACCGGAGAAGAGCCAGGCGGGGGUACUGGGAUGGCUGCGUGUGCCGCUGAACACGUUCACGUGCCUCGGGCUGCUCGCGCUGCACGACGCAGACGUGCGCACGGGCCCCCGCGACGUCUUCACCAUAUGUGCGGGGCUUAUGCUGGCGACGCUCGUGGCCAGCCUGGUCUUCUGCUGGAUGAGCCAGCAGGCAUGAGCAGCAGUUGCAGGAGUCCCAGCAGCAGCAGCAGCAAGAGUCGCAGCAAGAGCCGCAGCAAGAGUCGCAGCAGACUCCGUUCGACAGCCUGUCGAGCCCCGUGCAGUGACGCUUUGUGGCUGUGUGGAUGGUACGAAAUGGGUUUGUUGCGGUGCAUAGGAUUUAAACUAUUAUGAAUGUCUAAGUUUAUCAUGUAUAUUGGUUUAUGAUGGAUGUAUGCUUGGGUGAGUAGAGGGUAGUGGAUGAGUUUCGGUUGAAAAUCAUUGGGAUGUUAAUUUAAUGUAUUUUUGGGCGAACAAAGUGACAUCACCUGAUGCAAUGUGACACCACUUUUGGUGGGAACAGCGUGGAUGUGAUGUCAUUGUUACCUGAUGCAAUGUGACGCCACUUUUGGUGGGAACAGCAUGGAUGUGAUGUCAUUGUUACUUGUAACGUCAUUUGAUCGGAUUACCGUAGUCCUACAAUUUUUUUCCAGAUCAUCUGAAAGUUUUCAGCUAAAUUUUUGGAUUUUGUUAGAUUAAUCCAAAAAUUAGGAACGCAUCCCAAGGAGACAGUCAUUUGUUGACAAUGUUUGUGUAAAUUGUUCGGAUAUGCUCUUUUUGUACUGAAAAAGAAUGCCAGUGUGAAUAUAAUCACUGUUACAGGAAUUAUGUAUAUCUUUGUAUUAUCAGCAAAGUAUCUAUUUAAAGCAUUGAAUAAGGUAGCUUCGUUUACACUUGUCAUACUUUGCAUGCGGCUAUUUUGUAAUUUAGCAUAAUGGAUGACAGUCAACACCUACAUUUAUAUACACGUGUAAAACUAAAAUUUGCGUUAAAUCUUAAGCACCAAGCACGUGCUGUGUGUGGUGGUGGGGUCAAGUGUGGGUACCUCUUCCAACACAUCUGACAAGCGUGGAAGAGUAGGCCAUGUACCCUCCAGAGCGUGGGCUUAAGAGUGUUCUC
Lethenteron reissneri (Far Eastern brook lamprey) is the source of this 2484-nucleotide messenger RNA. It is a transcript of the gene SLC61A1, whose product is annotated as major facilitator superfamily domain containing 5. Lineage: Eukaryota; Metazoa; Chordata; Hyperoartia; Petromyzontiformes; Petromyzontidae. The record is from RefSeq and is a predicted model, not a curated record. Gene Ontology annotation, molecular function: molybdate ion transmembrane transporter activity. Gene Ontology annotation, cellular component: membrane. Gene Ontology annotation, biological process: molybdate ion transport.